Molecule: messenger RNA, 444 nt
Organism: Meloidogyne enterolobii
Lineage: Eukaryota; Metazoa; Nematoda; Chromadorea; Rhabditida; Meloidogynidae
Source: the annotation of a GenBank genome assembly
AUGAGUGGAUUAACAAAUGAUUCACUCAAAAAAGCUGCUUCAGAAUGGAGAAAAGACAACAAAAAAGUCUCAGAGAUUCAUAAAGGCUUAUUUAACAAAGAAGCUACUCAGUACCGUCUUUUCCCUAUUUCUGCAGAAUCAAAGAAUUCUUUGCGUGGUUUCGCUUCUAAAUUGGCAGAAUAUAUUAAAGAGGCAAAAAAGAAUUUUAAAAUUCAAAAAAAUUUUUUUCAGAAAACUCCAAAGUUGGACGAAAUAUCCAACACCCUCCUUUCCCGUCGUGAAAAUCAUCAACGCUUUAGAGCUUUUGUUUUGGCCAGAAAUUUAGAAGAAUUAACUAAAGGAUUAAUUAGGAUUGCUAAUAAUGAAGAUAUUGAAGAGAAUUGUGGUAAUAAUGAUGAAAACUUGGCUGUGUUUUUUAGCCCACAAGGAGGCGAGUUUAAUUAA